This is a messenger RNA of Mercurialis annua (annual mercury), 1143 nucleotides long. RefSeq lists its product as uncharacterized. Bases 363 to 1022 code for a protein of 219 amino acids. The transcript has 2 exons. NCBI's taxonomy places the organism in Eukaryota, Viridiplantae, Streptophyta, Magnoliopsida, Malpighiales, Euphorbiaceae. Gene Ontology annotation, molecular function: zinc ion binding. The record is from RefSeq and is a predicted model, not a curated record.
UUUCGCGUGUUUUGGGUAAAUAACACGAACUUUCAAUUUUGGUUUUUUAAUACAUAAACUAUCCAAUUUUUGCAAUAAUGACACCGGCUGUAAUUCCGGCUUCUGGAUGCUCAUGUGGCACCGCCCGCGACAAGCUGUCCCAACCCGUCCUUAAUAGCUGGCAGAACUCCUCCACGUCAACAAAACCACGCCGUUUUGGUCUCCAUAUUUCUUAAACGAAACUACGUCGUUUUACGCUAUCCUCAUCGUUUUAAUUUUUCACUUCUCUUCAUCGAUGCUCAGUCUUCAAUUUAGGGCAACUUCAUUUCUCAAGAGAGUUUAUAUUCCUUCUUCCCAUCUGGUUAGUGAAAUUAGGGUUAGCAAUGUCGAGUUUUGUUGAGGACCGGAAAAGAUUGUUCUGUACUCCGCGGCCGUCGGAUAUGCCUCCAUUCUCAAGAGGCACAAAUGAAACCUUCUCGUAUGCCUCGUCGUCAAGCUCCGUUCCUCAAAAGGAAUGCCAACAUGGGAGAGUGAAAUGUUACAUUUCCUAUGCAGAUGAAAAUCCAGGUAGAAGAUUUCUGAGAUGCUAUUACAGAAGGUUUGAUGAUUGCGACUACCUGGAGUGGGUUGACCCAGAAACUCCGAAGCAUUUGCGGAAGCUGCUUGUGAAAUUAAUGGACAAUAAGCAAGAUAUGGAAGGGGAAAUGACAGAAUUGAGGCAGAGUGAGAGGGACUUGGUUUACAAAGCUGAAGCCAGUUCCGCAGUUGUGAGAGCAUCCAAGGACAUUGUGAGUACCAUGUGUAUGCAGAUCAGAAAAGCUGAGAAGAUGAAUGAAGAGUUGCAGAGGGCAAAAGGUGAGCUAGUUGAGAUGAACAUGGUACUUGACAAGAAGGUGGAUAACUUGACUAAUGAGAGGGCAAAAUUAGUAGUCGAAAAUAAGAAGUUAAGGCUCAAAGUUAAGCAACUGCGAAAGGUUUGUUGGUUGCUUGGCAUCAUGUUGGGUGGGUUCGUGGCUUUCGCAGCGGCGAUGAAGUCGUUUUAACAAAUAUGUGUAAUGAUUAAGUCUUAGGUAUUUUGGUUAACUCUGAAUGUACUGUACCGAACUUCUGUACUGUCUGUUUUAUAUGUUGUGUUUUAUUUGAUGAACUCAGUUUGGAUUGUAA